Dioscorea cayenensis subsp. rotundata (Guinea yam) is the source of this 1563-nucleotide messenger RNA. Its product is annotated as protein kinase PINOID 2. Gene Ontology annotation, biological process: protein phosphorylation. Lineage: Eukaryota; Viridiplantae; Streptophyta; Magnoliopsida; Dioscoreales; Dioscoreaceae. Gene Ontology annotation, cellular component: plasma membrane; cytoplasm; nucleus. The transcript is spliced from 2 exons. Bases 42 to 1442 code for a protein of 466 amino acids. The record is from RefSeq and is a predicted model, not a curated record. Gene Ontology annotation, molecular function: ATP binding; protein serine/threonine kinase activity.
CCAACUCCCUCACCUCCUCCUCCUCUUCUUCUCAUGCAGCCAUGGCCAGCGGACAAGAAGACUCCUCCUCCUCCGACUACGAAAGCAGUUCCUCAUCCUUCACUGGCGGCAUAAGCAGCGACAUCAGCUUCAACAGCUCCAGCUCCAUCUCCGUCCGCUCCUUCGGCGCCGAGAGCUUCGCCUCCUCCCGCUCCUACAAGCCCCACAAGUCCAACGAAGCCACCUGGACCGCCAUCUCCCAUCUCCGUGCCUCCUCCGGCCAACUCACUCUCAACCACUUCCACCUUCUCCGUCGUCUCGGUAGCGGUGAUCUCGGCAACGUCUAUCUUUGCCGUCUCAAAUCCCCUUCCUCUUCCCUCUACGCCAUGAAAGUUGUUGACAAAGAAGCUCUCGCCGUCCGCAACAAGCUCCAACGUGCCGAGACCGAGAAGGAGAUCCUCCGCACUCUUGACCAUCCUUUCCUCCCUACUCUUUUUGCCGACUUUGAAGCUUCUCAUUUCUCAUGUAUCGUCAUGGAGUUUUGCUCCGGCGGUGACUUGCACGUUGCUCGCCAACGUCAGCCCGGCCGUCGCUUCCCUCUCUCUUCCGCUAAGUUUUAUGCUGCGGAGACACUGUUGGCUAUAGAGUAUCUACACAUGAUGGGAGUUGUUUACAGAGACUUGAAGCCGGAGAAUGUGUUGGUUAGAGAUGAUGGACAUAUAAUGUUAUCAGACUUCGAUCUCUCGUUGAAGUGUGAUGUUGUGCCUAGAGUUUUCAAGCAAAGACAUGCAGAGAAGAGCAGCAACAACAACAACAGCAAGAAUAACAAAGGUGGUAGUUCUGGCAUUCAACCAGUGCUUUCUUGCUUCUAUGGUGGUGCUAGCAAGUGCACUAGAAUGAACCGAUAUGAUGAGGAUGAAGAGAUUGAUCAAGAUAUGGAGACUGAGCUUGUGGCCGAGCCAUUCUCAGCACGUUCAAAGUCUUUCGUCGGUACACAUGAAUAUUUAGCGCCGGAGGUGAUCUCCGGCCUUGGUCAUGGCAGUGCAGUGGAUUGGUGGACUCUUGGAGUGUUCUUGUAUGAGAUGUUGUAUGGUAGGACACCAUUCAAAGGUGAAAACAAUGAGAAGACUCUUAUUAAUAUUAUUAAGCAGCCAGUGAGCUUUCCUAAGGUUGCUGCUGUUUCUGAAGAGAUGAUGAGAGCUCAAGACCUUAUUAAUAAAUUAUUGGUGAAGAACCCUAAGAAAAGGAUUGGCAGUAUGAAGGGUUCUUCAGAGAUUAAGAGGCAUGACUUUUUCAGAGGUGUUAACUGGGCUUUGAUAAGGUCUGUGAAGCCUCCUGAAGUGCCAAGAGAGUUGAGGAAAGGUAGAACUAGUAAAGUAGCAGUACAAGCGCCAUUGAUGAAGUUAACAAGGAAACAGAGGGACCAGCCUUACAACAUCCCUCAAUAUUUUGAUUACUUUUAAUCUCUUGCGUUUCUCUUUAUCUUUUUUCCAUUUAGAUGUAGAUAGAUUAAUAAUAGUUGCAUGUGUGCUGUUCUUUGUGACUUUUCACUAAUGAGAAUGAGUUAAAAAAACUUUAUUAAUA